UUCAAGAAUGUUGACACGUCCUGCCCGAGGAGAUGAUGUGUAUAUUUUGUACACAACGGAGCUGACGCCGAUAACAAGUCGGUGUCUGAAUUAACUAAUCGAUCAUUGAGUCUUUGUUUUGAGCUCAGAGCCACACACGGGCGGCAGGGAGCCGAGUGACGAGCUGUAAAAGUUGGAAACCUGAGCUGAAUUUCCUCGGCGGUGUCGGUGACUCCCAGCUGUCAUGUUGGCCGUGCUCUCCGUCCUGACUGCCGCCCUCUGGCUCUCCUAGCUGGGGUGGGUAUACAUGGGGGAUCGUAUCACCAGAGGAUGGAGGAUUUAACCUGGGACCAUUAUGGCUGCUGUGACGGUGUGGCGUUACACCAGUGGCCGUGUCCUCGGAGGAUGGGGCCCGCUGCUGUGUGUGCUCCUCGGCUCUCUGGUAGCCCUCCUGAUGCCCCUGGUCGGGGUGGAGAACCAGUGCUGCGCCGCCCUGAAGGGCAUCGCUCAGCUCCGCUGCCAGCUGUGGGGAGGCUCUCAACAGCCUCCAGCUGUGCAGUCCACCAGCCUCACCGUCCCCUUCACCGCCCUUGAUCUGCUGCCUCACAGGUCCAAGCCCAGCAAAGAGAUGGAGCUGGAGGCCAAAGCGGCGCUGCAGCAGGCUCUGGAGAUGAAGAAACUGGGGAAGAGGGAGAAGGCUCACAAGCUGCUGGUGCAUGCACUGAGUAUGAACCCUGAUUUCGUGGAUGCCCUGACAGAGCUGGGGACCAUUCUGGAGGAGGAGAAGGAUGUCGUCCAGGCAGACCACCUCUACACCAAGGCCUUGGCCAUUUCUCCAUGUAAUGAGCGGGCCUUGGUCAGCCGAGACAGAACUCUGCCCUUGGUGGAAGAGAUUGACCAGCGUUACUUUGGCAUCAUUGACAGUAAAGUGCGCAGGCUUAUGUCCAUUCCCAAAGGCAACUCUGCACUCCGACGAGUGAUGGAAGAAACCUACUACCACCACAUCUAUCACACGGUGGCCAUUGAAGGCAGCACGCUCACUCUGUCUGAAAUCCGUCACAUCAUCGAGACGCGUUACGCCGUUCCUGGGAAGAGCCUGCAGGAGCAGAACGAGGCCAUCGGUGUGGAUGCGGCCAUGAAGUACAUCAACACCACGCUGUUGUCCAGAUCAGGAACCAUGACUGUCAGUGACAUCCUGGAGAUUCACCGGCGGGUGCUCGGGUAUGUGGACCCCGUGGAGGGAGGCAGGCUGCGCACCAGCCAGGUGUUUGUGGGCCACCACAUCCCACCCCACCCUCAAGACUUGCAGAGACACAUGCAGGAGCUGGUUCAGUGGCUCAACUCGGAUGAGGCCCUGCAGCUGCACCCUGUGGAGUACGGAGCUCUCGCCCACUACAAACUGGUGUAUGUGCACCCAUUUGUAGACGGCAAUGGACGCACAUCACGCCUGCUCAUGAACCUUGUGCUCAUGCAAGCGCGAUACCCACCGAUCACAAUUCGCAAAGAACAAAGGGCUGAAUAUUAUGCAGCUCUAGACACAGCUAAUGAGGGUGAUGUGCGGCCUUUCAUUCGCUUUAUAGCCAAAUGUACAGAGAUAACAUUAGACACAUUGUUGAUUUCUACAACAGAGCACGCUGUGGGGCUGCCGGGAGCCAGAGAGGACCAGGCCUGUCCCGACUGCAAACAGACCAUCCCCAUCCACAACUGAGACAGAAGAAGAAUAGGCAUGAAACGCUAGCAUGCAGAGAUAGGUUUUGAUGAAUCUGAUGAAUAACAAUCUUAUCAUAAAAUGUGUUGAAUUGCCUUGACCCUGGGCCGUAUUCUACCUUACUGUCCCUGUGCCUCGGUUUCAGUUCUAUCCUGCUGAAUUCAUUGAAACUGCUGCAGGAUGUUGAAUUGAUAUCAGAUUUUUCUGCGUUUAGGUUUGCUUUUAUACAAAUCUUUUUCCUGCACAAUGAAAAGCUACAUUUUUUUUUCCACUUUUAGUUUGUAAAAAUGUUCCCAUAGGUAUUCAAUGCAUUUUUAUUCUCAUCAGAAUUCAAUCUGAGGUUUGACUACUGGUGAUGUGAAACAAAGCUUUAUCAUGUCGUUUGACUUGAGAUGCUUCAGUGAUUUUCACUGCAGAUAUGUACAGUGUGUGAACGUUUAGUUCACUAUGUCUCAUAACACUGAAAGCACUUUGUCUGAUUAUUUAUUUUAUUUUAAAAUACAAGUGUUGUAUUAACUUUCAUUAUGUCUUCAGGUUAUAAACUUUUAGAAUGAACAUGCUGUGAGUGUCGUACUGGGAUCAAAGAUGAUUUACAGAACUUUAUUAAAACAAGUUUUAGAGCAGAAAAAAACAUGACAUAA
Messenger RNA from Seriola aureovittata, 2328 nucleotides. It is a transcript of the gene ficd, whose product is annotated as FIC domain protein adenylyltransferase. The record is from RefSeq and is a predicted model, not a curated record. The transcript has 2 exons. Gene Ontology annotation, molecular function: protein binding. Bases 335 to 1687 code for a protein of 450 amino acids. Lineage: Eukaryota; Metazoa; Chordata; Actinopteri; Carangiformes; Carangidae.